This is a messenger RNA of Daucus carota subsp. sativus, 1491 nucleotides long. RefSeq names its product probable WRKY transcription factor 65. Gene Ontology annotation, biological process: regulation of DNA-templated transcription. Lineage: Eukaryota; Viridiplantae; Streptophyta; Magnoliopsida; Apiales; Apiaceae. Gene Ontology annotation, molecular function: DNA-binding transcription factor activity; transcription cis-regulatory region binding. The transcript has 3 exons. The record is from RefSeq and is a predicted model, not a curated record. Bases 237 to 1046 code for a protein of 269 amino acids. Gene Ontology annotation, cellular component: nucleus.
CCAUAUAAUUAAAAAUGAGUCCAGACUUUCACCACCUUCCCCCAUUUCUUCAUCUCUUUCCUCUCCUAACCACUCUUCAUUAACUUCUAAAUCAUUGAGAGGAUUCAUACCAUUUCAACUUCAUCACCUAUUUAAGCAAAUACUUCCAACUUAGACAUAUGUUCAUGUGUAAAUAUCUUCAAGUUGGUUCAUUAUAAUUAUACAACUUGAUCCAUCAGAAUUUGCAACCUGGUGUUAUGGACGGCAGAAUCAAUCCGUUUGCGCGAGAGCAAGACGACUAUGAUUAUUCACCGGACUAUAGCGAAGAUUCUCCCCCUUCCGGCCUGUUUAGUGAUAGCAAGAUGGCUUCUACCUCUUCUCCAAGAAAAAGUAGAAGAGGUUUGCAAAAGAGAGUUGUGUCCGUGCCAAUCAAGGAUGUGGAGGGGUCCAGGCUUAAAGGGGAAAUAAGUACUCCCCCAUCUGAUUCUUGGGCUUGGAGAAAGUAUGGUCAAAAGCCUAUCAAAGGCUCUCCUUAUCCAAGGGCUUAUUAUCGAUGUAGUAGCUCAAAAGGAUGUUUAGCAAGAAAACAAGUAGAAAGAAACCGAGCAGACCCAACCAUGCUAAUGGUGACAUAUUCUUGUGAACAUAACCAUCCGUGGCCGGCUUCGAAAAAUAAUCAAAACCGCAAUCGCAAUCAGAGCGAGAAUCGGACUCAGAACCUCGACAACAAUCCUGUCUCUACUGCCACAACAACUCCAGUGAGCAUCAGCAUUUCGUCGCCAAAUGUCACAACUUCAAAUUCGGAUGACGAUCAGAUCUCUCCCAAUUUCGUCAUGGACGAAGAAUUCACAAAUUUCGAUUCGGAAUUCGGGUGGUUCACAAAUUUCGAAACAACUAAUUCUUCCACCUUGCUGGAGUCUCCAACUUCAGCUAGAGAUGGGAUUCGAGAUGCUGACAUUGCUACGAUUUUUUCGACUAAGGAGGGUGACGAGUCGUUUUUCGCCGAUCUCGAGGAGCUGCCGGAGUGCUCAUUGGUGUUCGGACGAGGAGUUAUCGGUGUUUCAUGACACCAUUGUGCAGGACCACAGAAGGGUUGCUGAAUGUGGACACUUGUAGCCGCCAUGCUUGUCUUUGUUUACAUGUUGUGACUACUCCGUAUCUUUCGGCUUAAGACCACAUGAGAGGAAAAAAAGAACGAAUUUUCUAUGGUGUGCCCAUGGGCACACAAUAGUCACUAACUCCCAUGUGAAUACUAAUUUUUGAUUGGUAGAUGAAUAAUAAAUGUUGGUGACCCCCCUGCAUUUACACCAAUUCCACCAAUCAAAUGAAGCCAUUUUCAUGAGAGUUGGUGCUUAUUGUGUGCCCUUGGGCACACAUUAGAAAGACCGAAAAAAGAAAGAUUUCAAGUUCAUAUAAUUGACAUUGUUUUUUACUACUUUUUUCUUCAAUUUGCCUAGAUUUCAGUGUAAUUAUGAUAUAUUUAAUAGAGAAAUUUAUUCCGGAUUUGUCUCA